Molecule: messenger RNA, 4710 nt
Organism: Scomber scombrus (Atlantic mackerel)
Lineage: Eukaryota; Metazoa; Chordata; Actinopteri; Scombriformes; Scombridae
Gene: arhgef6
Product: Rac/Cdc42 guanine nucleotide exchange factor (GEF) 6
Molecular function (GO): guanyl-nucleotide exchange factor activity; protein binding
Source: RefSeq, a predicted model, not a curated record
CAGUUUCGCGUGUAGAAACAGCGACCGUCCUUCCCCCCACCGCCGCUUUUUUUUUUUUUUUAACUUGUAGCAGAAGUGCGGAUGUGAGUUGCAUAUUGAUACGGAACAGGCCGCCAGUAUAUUUAGUUCCUUCAGCAAUGCGUGUUUAGGCAAUGAUCAUUUUUUGUAAGCUAUGAAUCCAGAGGAGCAGACUGUAACGUGGUUAAUAUCACUGGGAGUGCUCAGCUCGCCUAAAAAGAAUAUAGCAGACCCGGAGGAGUUUUUGAAAACAUCGCUGAAGGAUGGGGUUGUUCUGUGCAAGCUCACGGAGCGGCUCAUACCUGGCUUCACACCCAAGUAUUGCCAGGAUCCGAGAACUGAAGCUGACUGCAUUUCCAACAUCAGGGAGUUUUUAAGAGGAUGCUCGUCUUUGAAAGUGGAGGGGUUUGAACCAGAGUGGUUAUACUCUGGUGAGAACUUUGGAAAGGUCCUGUCCACUUUGCUGGCAGUCAACUUUGCUACACAAGACUGUGCUGCUGAGAGGUCAUGUUCGCAGUCCGGUGCCUCCUCUCCUAGUCAUUCGACAUCCUCACACACACUCUCCUCUGCCAAAUCCAAAGGAUCUCUGCGUAGACAAUCCAAAUCAGUGGAGAUGUCUGAGAACGGUGGGGGUGGGCAGAUGGUGAAGGCCCGCUUCAAUUUCAAACAGAACAAUGAGGAUGAGCUGUCGUUUAAUAAAGGUGACAUGAUCCUUGUGACGCGGCAGGAGGAGGGAGGCUGGUGGGAGGGCUCGCUCAACGGCAAAACGGGUUGGUUCCCCAGUAACUACGUCCGUGAGAUCAAACCCUGCGAGAAACCAGUGUCUCCUAAAGGAACUCAGCUGACAAAGAACUACUACAGUGUGGUGGUACAGGACAUCUUGGAACAUGAGCGGGAGUUUGUCAAAGAAUUACAAACAGUGCUAAGUUGCUACUUACGACCCCUGCAAGCCAGUGACAAGCUGAGCAGUGCAGACAGCGCCACCCUGUGUGGAAACCUGGAGGAGAUCCUUACCUUCCAGCAAAGCCUGUGUGUUUCUUUAGAGGAAUGUACUAAUGAGGAACUAGACAAAUUUAUGGAGAGCCAGGGAGCCAGUGUGCCAGGGAUCCUGACCCUGACCACAAGUCUCAGUAAGCCCUUCAUGAGGCUGGACAAGUACCCAACACUGCUGCAGGAGUUGGAGAGACAUGUGGAGGAAGCCCAUCCAGACUUUGCUGAUAUCGUAAAGGCAACAGCUGCAUUUAGGAGCCUAGUGACGCAGUGCCAGGACCUGCGGAGGCGCAAGAACCUGGAGCUCCAGAUCUUGUCAGAACCAGUGCGUGGUUGGGAGGGAGACAGCAUGAAGAGCCUGGGUCACGUGGCCUAUAUGUCCCAGGUCCAUGUGAAAAAUGGGUCCAGUGAGGAAAAAGAGGAGCGCUACCUAAUGCUUUUCCCGAAUAUAAUAGUAAUGCUCUCUGCCAGCCCCCGGAUGAGUGGCUUUAUUUAUCAGGGAAAACUGCCACUGACAGGCACAACAGUAACAAGACAUGUGGAGGAAGCAGAUGCCCACUAUGCCUUUGACAUCACAGGAAGCAUGAUCGAACGUAUUACAGUGUUCUGCAGUACUGGACAGGAAUUACAGGAAUGGCUUGAGCACCUUCAGCCCUUUACCAAAGGAGGCAGCCCUGCAGGAACCUUAAAGACAGUAGAAGGCAAGCCGCUGAGCAUGGUUGGAACCUCCACUCACCUAUCUCACCUGGGCAGCCUCAGCGCCAUUAGUCGUGGCCCCCUGGAACCACCAAAAAUCAGCAAGCCGUGGUCCCUCAGCUGUUUGCGUCCCGCACCUCCCCUCAAACCCUCUGCUGCGCUGGGAUACAAAGAGAGGAUGUCUUAUAUCAUGAAGGAUUCCAGCAAGAGCCCGCGGCCUAUGAAGAAGUUCCUGCCAGGCAACAGGAAGAAAGAAAGGAAACCCUCUGAUGAUGAGAUUCAAACAAGGAAAAGCACGGCCGCGCUGGAGGAGGAUGCCCAGAUACUGCGGGUGAUUGAGGCGUACUGCACAGGAGCCAGCCUGCACCAGACCGGCACAGCGGUGCGGAAAGAGUGCGUGCCUCAGGUGCUUCUGCCAGAUGAGGAGAAGAUCAUUGUGGAGGAGAUGAAGAGCAAUGGGCAGACAGUUAUUGAAGAAAAGAGCCUGGUUGAUGCUGUGUAUGCUUUAAAGGAUGAGGUUCAUGAACUGAAGAAGGAGAAUAAAUGGAUGAAGCAAUUUCUGGAGGAGGAGCAGAAGUCUCGCAAAGAGCUGGAGAGAGUGGUCAGAAAACUGGCCAAGCAGAAGAAUGAUUGUACUUGGGAUGACGGCGGCCACUGAACACAUCCACAUAAUCAUCCUCAUCCUAGUGUGGCUGUGUGUGUAUGGGUACAUUCAUGUAAGUGUGUGUGUGUGUGUGUGUGUAUUUGUUUAUCUGUCUAUGUUGCGUCUCCAUAUUUCAAUCACACACAGAGUUGGACUCCUUUCUGACAAUUAUACUCGGAGUUUCUUCGCUUCAAGUGCUGAAAAUUGAUUUGACAUCAUGAUCAAAUCUAAUCUGUCUUCCUGAUCCAGCCCCACUCAGCUAAACCAAGACUGAUGAAGUGGGACGCUGUAAACAUAUUGCCUCUUGGCGACUGGCACUGUGAACACACCCGAGAAAAUGGAACAAUUUUGGACAAGGAAAAGGACAAAAGUUUGCCAUCGCUUCUUAUGCUUCAGUUGGAAAUAGAAAAGGACAAUGAAGCCAUCAAGUUCAAUAGGUGUUCUCUUGCAUGCACUUCUGUCACCAAGGGGACUAUUUUCUUCUCUUCACAUCUUGUCAUUGUCAUAUUUUAUUUGUCACAAGGAACCCCCAGUCAGGAAAUAGAUUUAUUGAGCUUUCCUAAGUAUGUGUGAUUGGCAUUUUCUUACAUUCAAAACUUCAUAUCACAACUUUCCCAGCUAUUUUGUAGGUGUUCAAUCAAGUCAAACAGGUUAGCUCAUCAUGUUAUAUUCAGUUGUUUCCAAAUGCAGCCCUUGACUGUUUAUUUAAAAACUGCAUGAAUGUACAGUGUUUCUACAGUAUGCAUUUGCAUCAGAAAUGUGAUAAUCAAGAUAUUCAGAUAUAUAGUCCAAAGCUAUCAGGGAUGCAGCUGCAUAAUGAAAUAGAAAGGCUUAACUAUGUAUCAUUUAUUAUACAGAGUAUGUGAAUAAUGACAAAGAUGUCACCCCCUUCUCUUCUUACUAAAAUAUACUCAAGAAUAUUUUAACAUUGAUUACAUAGCCUUGCUUUAUUUUGGAUUUUGAAAGUUUUUUUAUUUAUUGUUCAUCAAAGCAUUUAAUUGUGGUGUUAGCCUUAUAUAUAUAAUUUGCUGCCUUUACAUUAGCCUUGUGUGGAAUUCUAUUAAACUACACUGAUGUGUAAAAGCAGAAAAAUAUCCUUGUUCUGGCCAAGGAGAAAUAGAAUUCUUUUCUAAUCAUAAAAGAGAAAAAACGACUUGAAGAAUUGUAAAGAAUUCAGAGGCCUCUAUGGCUUUCUAGCAGGAUCCUGCAGAGCUGAUGGAGCCAGUCUAAAGAAAUAAACAGAGAGCGAUUUAUUUGUUGGUGUAGAGUAGAGCUCAAGUGCCUCCCGAAGGGGUCGAUAAACUCUAGUGAGUUAAAGACCAGACUGGGACUAAAUGCAUGACUUAUAUUGAAAGUGUCACUGGUGGGUUGUUGUGCUAUUUCAACAGAAAACGGCUCCAGCUGAAUGGGUGUAUAUAUAGGGUCUGACAAAUAAACGGGGGUUUGCGUGUUAUUCAAGAUGCAACCUCUUCCCAAGGACCCGCAGCGGUACAUUUCCUCAUGAGGUUGAGUGUUCGCUGUCAGCACUGUUUUGUAAUUUGUCGCUGCAGUGGAUGUUAUUGAAAUGCAAUAAGUGACGGCUUUACUGACAGACCACUGGGUCAGUCAUUGUGGAAAAAUUGCAAUAAUAAUAAUAAUAACAUUAACCCAAUCUAUUAACCAAAACAGGCCAGGCCAUGUGCUUUAGCCGCCACAAAGUUAGGCUAUUCAUUGUAAUCCUUUUGCCUUUAUUUAAUCGACUUUUGAUAUUAAAGAUUGUUUAACCAUGUCCAGAUUUUCAUCACAAAUUAUCAAAAAUGUAAUAAUAAUGCAGUCCUGUACAAUCCCUGUUUUCUUGUGCACCUUCUCACAGGGAAGUUAGAGCAUUGUGUAGUAUACAAAGCAGAACCAGUACAUCUGCAGCACUGUAAGUGUCUUGCUCAAGGGCACUGCAGCAAGUUAAACGCUUGCUCAGGUGCUGGAGCUGAUCUUUAAUUAUUAUUUCUGGCAGCCAGAUUCCCUUCAGCGUCAGAGUCUCUGCUUCCUGUACAGAUGUGUAACUCUGUCUCAUCAUUUGUUAUAUAUUAAGAUCAACAUUGUUGCUGUCUUUGUACUUUUGAAUUUUUUUUUCAUCAAGUAUCGUAUACUGUAUUGUUCAAUUCCCUAUAGCCUUCAGUCAGCACUUACUGGUGGGAGGGGAUUGAAUUCCAGUUUCAUCUUGUUUAUCUGAAACCACAUCUCCAGACCACUGUGUGUAUUGUUUUUUUUGAAAGGUUGUUCUAUGCAAUUAUUAUUGUUGCAAGUGUUGUAAUGCUUUUUUUUCUAGACACUCUGUACUUUAUGUUUGGUAUGGUCAUUCUUUUAUUAAAAAUUUAAUAUAAUAA